UCUUGAUUCGAAAGCUUCUCCACGGUCUGGCUUAUCUGUGGGACGUAAUUUCGAAUGCAAUCCUCACAUUCCAACCCGGACGACUGGAAAUGUGCCUUUUGAUCCCAUUUACAGCUUUUAAAUUAGGAGUGAUUUUAUUGCCUGCUAAAAUGUUCUGAUAUGAAUUAUUAGUAUAGUAAUUACAACUAUAGUAAUUGCUAUUACUUCUAUUCUGCUGAUUUAAACCAUUUAUGCACUAGUAUAUGAUGGGGUGAUUGGAUACUGAUAUGUAUUUAUUAUAUGUUUGCUUCUGUAAUCAUAAUAAAAACCGAAGUGCAUUUGUAAAUAAGGUAGUAGUCUGUAAAAAUGUUAGUCACUAGUAAGUGCCCUUAAUAAAAACGUUUUGCAAAUAUAUUCUGUGCAGCAGCAGCGCCAUCCUGAGGUCCUUUUACACUUCCAGUCGUCGUGUAAAAGCGAACGAUUUGCUUUAUAUUACAGCUUGUGGAUAACAAAGUAUCGCUUGAAACGCCGGUGUUUUGCUCCACCGGCUCGGUUAAAGAGCAAGUGAAUGCCAGAGAUCGCCUCACCUGCACUUUCUCCAUGAUUUACCUCAGUAUUUCCUCCAUCUCUCUGCAUGGUUGUGAUUGGGACAGAGCUGUCAUGGUUCAUAGGAUGUAAGGACAUCAUGUGUAUCUUUUAAAAGGAAGAACAGAAGCUAAAUCACACAGAAACGAGGAAAGAAGGAUUUUACUGACAAACUGUACCGGUGAAGAUGAAUGUUCUGGGGGCUUCAGGAGACCCAGAGGGAGAAGGCAGUGACGACUUAACAGGAAGGAAGAAGUCCAGGUUAAAGUCUAAGUCACGCCUGUUUGGGAAGAUAAGGAGGAAACAGGAUGAUAGUGGCAUGAAGCCGAGUCAGUCUGAAAGUGACAUCACACUGAGUGUGGACGACUCCGAUUGCUCCAAAGGCAUGCUGGGAUCCCGGGCAUUUUCAAAUGACAGCAUUUUUUAUGCAGAGCACAGUCAUUCAGACCCUGAACCACUAAGAAUUCUGUCUCAAGAGAACAUUCAUGGCAAAAUUCGAGCUCUGCAGAUAAAACUCCAGCAGCAAAAGCUGCAUUUAGGUCCUCAUCCACUUCUGUUGCCCAUUAAACGGCGUGUAGACUUAGGUGGAAGUUCAGAAGAUGACAGCCUUCCUCGUAGCCCCUCUGAAGUUUCCCGUGGAGAAGGAAUAUACAUGAGCAUAUCGAACAAGGCCUCUUCACAGCCGCUUUCUCCUCGGCCGGUCAGCCCAGCACCUGCACCCUUUUCCCCACUUGCCCCUGGCUCAGUGGACUUCAGCACUCCUCCACAAUUCACUUCCCUCCUGGACAACUCUGCUGCCCGUCACCGUAUGUCCCUCAAACCUAAGAAUCAAAGAGCCAGUGCCAAGAACAGGAGGGUGACCACUUCGGAAGUAAGCUCUGUGACCAACAAAAGUUUGUGA
Sinocyclocheilus grahami is the source of this 1465-nucleotide messenger RNA. RefSeq lists its product as uncharacterized. Lineage: Eukaryota; Metazoa; Chordata; Actinopteri; Cypriniformes; Cyprinidae. The record is from RefSeq and is a predicted model, not a curated record. Bases 752 to 1465 code for a protein of 237 amino acids. The transcript is spliced from 8 exons.